Phytophthora sojae is the source of this 1764-nucleotide messenger RNA. RefSeq lists its product as hypothetical. The transcript has 7 exons. The annotation marks the transcript as partial. The record is from RefSeq and is a predicted model, not a curated record. Lineage: Eukaryota; Oomycota; Peronosporomycetes; Peronosporales; Peronosporaceae.
CGGGACCCCAUGAGGACCUCCGUGCACGUCUCGAGCUGCCGCUUCCUGCGUCUCGGCUGUCGGAACGACGAGCACGAGCUCUUCGCGCCGUCCUACGCCAGGAGCAACAAAAAGCGCAGCUCGAAGCUGCUGCGCUGCUUCCCGCAUUGCUGUCCAGACCACGUCACGCGCAGCUACUGCGGGUGCUCACUGCAUUUGCUCGUCACGUUCGCGUCCGCCGAUGAAACAGCCGCAGCCGAGCGGAACGAGGAUUUGAUUGUGUGCGCACGGUUUGAGACCGCCGUCACGGUGGCUGUGUCGGGCGCGGGGGAGGUUGUCACGGCGUUGCCCACCGACUCCAUCGUGGCGCUGCCUGGGAGUGCCAUACAGCAAUCCGAGUCUGAGAACGACUGGCUGCGCGCUGAGAAAGCCAACGACGUGUACCAGCAGCAACUGCCAGUGUGGUACUACGGGUACGAGAGCGGGUCUACGAAGGCCCAGCGCGAGAUGAAACACGUGCUGGCUGCUCAGAUGGAUUUCCGCAUCCAGCGCCGAUGGCUGGCGAAGAUCCCGCCCGUGAAUCGGACUGAGCAACUCGGCGCAACUGCUGACACCACCGCGCACACGUUGGUGGCGGAGAUCGCCUCGGUCUUCGCCCUGUCGACCUUUGUGCGUGGAUGUUCAGUGGCCGAGAGCGUGGCGGCAAAUAAUCCGCUGCGUGAGCAAGUCGUCCUGCGGUCUUGCGCCGACUUGGUUCUGGACGCGUUCUCGUCACUGCGGGUGCAGCAAAUACUGUCGGCGGCCACUCAAGCGGACAGCGAGGCCGCUACGAGCACCCCAUUGCCCGAGUCGUGCGCACGAUUUGACCGGUUGGUCGGCGAUAUAUUUGAAGAAUUCACGCAGCUACUAGCAGCCAGAAGCAGCAACAACUCGUACUUCGGCGAGCAAUCACACUCUGGUCACGUUUCACUUUCAGCGCUUGUGGACGACAUUCUGUCCCUGGUGUACGCGGAGCCGAAGUACUCUUUUCUUCGCAGCACUGCGUCUGCGCUGUUGCUUCGGAAGGACGAGUCGUUGGAAAGAGCUUCGCACGAGUUGUUUCGGGCGUUCUUACAGCAGCUAGAACAAGGCCGUGUGAAACAAUCGACCAACGAGUGGGGGAGGCGCUGGUUUCUCGCCCCAUCAUCGAUCUCCAUCGUCCCUCUGGACAUCACACCGGGCGACGAAAGCAACAACGCCGAUCUCCUCGCUUCGUUGCCCAACGCCAGCACUUCUUCCGACUUCUCUGUGCUGACGGUGAUCGCACUCGUCCGGACGCUGGCAAGUGUGGAUGUGGCGCUGGAAGGAACGCGUCUCAGUAUUGGGUCCGCCUCGUGCGAUAGUGUCCAAGAACCUGAGACGAUACCAAACACCGUGCUGGAGUUGGACGGCCAGGUACACGAGUUCGAGACGUUCCCCAACGGCUGGUGCGUCGCGGCUGGCUCCGUCGUGUUAGGCGACGCCUGCAGCUUCAGUCUGUACGAAGGCCGCGUCGCAGACGAUGGCGCAUCUCUGGAGCUGUUGCUGUUUUCCCUCCCGACGUCCUCGAUACAGUGCUGGCUCUCGAGUCGCAGCGACGAGAUUCCAGAGGGGAUGGCUCGUCGAUUGCAGGCUCCCCAGCAGCCAUCACCGGGGUCGCGGACGAGCGUGGACGCGGAGGAUUACCUGGACGAAAUGUCGGCAUUGGGUUGGUCUCCGACCGUUGAGGUGCACGCGACGUAUGUGGGCGUGGCGGCCCUACCAUAG